AUGAUGGCUAUUGCAAUGAUGUUGCAUCUUAUUUUCUAUAUAGUUGUAACGGCAAAAAUAUCAAAAAUUCAUCCAUGUUAUAUGGAAACUUCUAUAGAAGUAUUAAAUAUUCGUGAUUGUUUAAAUACUUCAAUACAAAUCGAAACAAGAUAUUGUCGAGGUUCAUGUUAUUCACAAGAUUAUCUUAUUUAUGAUUGGCAAUCUGAAGGAAAAUCUUAUCGACAUCAACAUCAUAUUCAUUGCUGUUCACCAAAUAUUACAAUAUCUCGUGAACUAAAAGUUAUGUGUAAUGAUAAACAACUACGAAUAAUCAAAUAUCCUUUUGUUCAACAAUGUCAAUGUAAAUCAUGUACUAAUGAUUGUAUUAGUUGA
This is a messenger RNA of Rotaria sp. Silwood1, 372 nucleotides long. The record is from the annotation of a GenBank genome assembly. NCBI's taxonomy places the organism in Eukaryota, Metazoa, Rotifera, Eurotatoria, Philodinida, Philodinidae.